This is a messenger RNA of Myotis daubentonii (Daubenton's bat), 1378 nucleotides long. RefSeq names its product zDHHC palmitoyltransferase 22 (gene ZDHHC22). NCBI's taxonomy places the organism in Eukaryota, Metazoa, Chordata, Mammalia, Chiroptera, Vespertilionidae. Gene Ontology annotation, molecular function: palmitoyltransferase activity. The record is from RefSeq and is a predicted model, not a curated record.
GACAGGCUCCAGAGUCGGGGUCUCAACCCCUCUGUGACAAUGACACUGGUCUUUAUGGGUGUUGCCCCUGGCAGGCUGAAUUCUAAAACCCCCAGGCUCCUUUCUGUCCCAGAGUGGAGAGCAGGGAGGGUUGUCAGCCACAGCGGAAAGGCAAGAGCAGAUGAUGGUGAGAGCAUCCACAUCAGGGCUGAAUCCAGAUCCCAGUUGUAACCGGUGGCUGAAGUCAGGCAGGGCGCCCCAGCCCACUGCAAGGGAACCAGGGGAGGGGUGGGGGGCAAGUCCCCGAUGCUGAGAGGGGUGGUCAGGGAGCCGCCCCCAGAAGGGGAAGAGGGGGUUACAGGACUGGGGGUACUCAGCUGCCAUCCCCGCCGCUUCCUGGCCCCCACUCGCUGGCGCCCAAGUGGGAGGACCGCGCUGCCCGCUCCCUCCUCCCCACACCCCCGCUACCUGCCCAGUCCCCGAAGCGAAUCGUGAGAAGGCUGCGAGCCAGCGGGGCCGAGCCCACAAGUUUGCAGCCUCGGAGAGGGCGAGAGCCGGCGUCCAGGGCUCCUCUUAUCGGCGACCGGAGCUCGGAAUGUAAUCAAAGAUGCUGGCGCUGAGGCUGCUCAACGUGGUGGCCCCCGCCUAUUUCCUGUGCAUCUCCCUGGUGACCUUCGCGCUCCAGCUCUUCCUCUUCCUGCCCAGCAUGCGCGAGGACCCGGCGGCCGCGCGGCUCUGCUCGCCAGCGCUCCUCCACGGGGCACUCUUCCUGUUCCUCUCGACCAACGCCCUGGGCAACUACGUCCUGGUCAUCCAGAACUCGCCCGACGACCUGGACGCCUGCCAGGGGGCCUCGGCCAGGAAGGCUCUGUCCGCCCCGCCCAGCACCCACUUCUGCCGAGUGUGUGCCAGAGUCACCCUGAGGCACGACCACCACUGUUUCUUCACCGGCAACUGCAUUGGCAGCAGGAACAUGCGCAACUUCGUCCUGUUCUGCCUCUACACCUCCCUGGCCUGCCUCUACUCCAUGGUGGCGGGCGUGGCCUACAUCUCGGCAGUCCUUUCCAUCUCCUUCGCGCACCCACUGGCCUUCCUCACGCUCCUUCCCACCUCCAUCAGCCAGUUCUUCUCUGGAGCUGUCCUCGGUUCUGAAAUGUUCGUCAUCCUCAUGCUCUACCUCUGGUUUGCCGUCGGCCUGGCCUGCGCCGGCUUCUGCUGCCAUCAGCUGCUGUUGAUCCUCCGGGGGCAGACCCGCCACCAGGUGCGGAAGGGGGUAGCGGUGAGGGCCGGGCCCUGGCGCAAGAACUUGCAGGAGGUGUUCGGGAAGCGGUGGCUGCUGGGCCUGCUGGUCCCCAUGUUCAACGUCGGAGGUGAGAGCUCCAAGCCGCGGGACAAGUAG